Erythranthe guttata (spotted monkey flower) is the source of this 1362-nucleotide messenger RNA. It is a transcript of the gene DPMS3, whose product is annotated as dolichol-phosphate mannosyltransferase-like protein. Gene Ontology annotation, biological process: GPI anchor biosynthetic process. The record is from RefSeq and is a predicted model, not a curated record. Gene Ontology annotation, cellular component: dolichol-phosphate-mannose synthase complex; endoplasmic reticulum membrane. NCBI's taxonomy places the organism in Eukaryota, Viridiplantae, Streptophyta, Magnoliopsida, Lamiales, Phrymaceae.
UAUUUAAUGCCGUGCAAAAAGAAAAUUACAAGCAUACACUGAAAAUAGGUCAUUAGUCCCGAAACCCUACCUCACUUGGAUGCAUAACGCUAAACACCGGUGAAACCGAUCUCUCUCCGCCAUUGCAGACCGCCGCCGCUCCCAAGAAAGAUUGUUUCAGUACAAUAUUUGUUAGGAUCUCCUUCCUCUCCGUACACUGCCAGCGAUCUGUUAGAACCAAUUUCACAUUCGUUUAUCUGCCCUUUGAACGAUUGAAGUCAGCGGUACUAAAGUGAAAUUGAAGUGAAAAAUAGUCUUAAUCGAGAUCCAAUGAAGCACAUUGUAAAGAUUAUGGCUUUGCUGGUAGCCCUUUCAGCUAUCUGGAUUAGCCUAUUACAGACAUCAGUGCUUCCUGAAAGCUAUACUUGGUUGCUACCUCUCUACUCCAUUGUAACACUUGGAUGCUACGGUUUAUUAAUGGUUGGAGUUGGCCUUAUGCGGUUCCCAACUUGCCCUCAGGAGUCACUUCUAUUACAAGAGGAUAUUGUUGAAGCCAAGGGAUUCCUUAAGGAAAAAGGGGUGGAUGUUGGUUCAGAUUGAUCGAUAUUAUCAGUUCAUCUGAUUUUAGGUCUGUUUCCAUAGUUAUUGCAUUUUCGAAUAUGAAAUGUGUCUCAGUUCUAUGAAGAGAGUAUAGAUGAACAGUUUGAAUAGAAUAGGCACAUCUUUGUGUCUCUGACUGAAUUUGACACAGUUUACUCGAGCAUUGUGAGUUUAAUUCGUCGUCUUAAAGAGGAAAAGAGACUAUGUAUUGUUUAUGAUUGUUUCUUCGGAAAUGACAAUGACCAUUCAUUAUACAAAUUCAGGUAGCAACUAUUUUGGAAAUAUUAUCUCUCUUUAGAUAGCAACUCUAUAUUAGUUCCUCAAACCAAUGUUCUGGUAAAUUUUGAGCUUCUAGUUUCUACUCUGCUCUGUUUAGCAAUACUUACAUACCAGCUUUACACUUGCUUGUGUAUAUAUCUUGUCAAUGUUGAAUAAAGAACCUCUUCAUCUAGAACAAGCUGCAUGGACCAAACAGUUUCCACGUGUCUACCUGUCGUACAAGAAAUGCUAAAUGACAAAGAAGAUAGAAGCUUCUAUUCCAUUUCCAACAUUGAAACCUUCGUGAUAGGACUUGGAACGUUGGCCAUUUGACAAAGGAAUAUUUGUUUGGAAGAGGAGCGAGUAAAACGCAAAAUUCUUUUAGCAUUGUUGUUUCGGUUUCAAACCAUUUGUCUUGGUCUAAAAAUAUAAUAUAGUAUAAAAACAAUUUGUAUCAUAUUUCGAAUUUCUUGAUACUCUGUGUUCUUUGGUCAUAGCGAAGGGGAAUAUUCAGUUCUCUUGCAA